Molecule: messenger RNA, 1569 nt
Organism: Penicillium cataractarum
Lineage: Eukaryota; Fungi; Ascomycota; Eurotiomycetes; Eurotiales; Aspergillaceae
Gene: dbp8
Product: ATP-dependent RNA helicase DBP8
Exons: 2
Coding region: 1-1569 (522 amino acids)
Molecular function (GO): nucleic acid binding; RNA helicase activity; ATP binding
Source: RefSeq, a predicted model, not a curated record
AUGGCGCCCUCAAAAGAUGACCCCCAAUCGGACGACAGUUAUCUCUCCGAGACCUCUGACAUAAAUCGACCCGACACCGAAGACCGCGCCCCUAAGCGCCGCCGCCUCUCCGAGUCCGAGGACGACGACGAUGAGUACGUUGCGCCAGCACCGCUCCCCACUGUCUCCCGAAUCAAGAAGAAGGACGAGAAUGCAAAGAAACCCGAGCCCACGGAGGAGGAGAACCCUGUCACAAUCCGUGAUGCGCUUGAAAUUGGACUUCGCGCGGAGGAAUCGACAUUCGGCGCUUUGAACGUGUCACCAUGGCUUGUGGGUUCUUUGACGACGAUGGCUAUUCGACGACCUACCGCUAUUCAGAAGGCUUGUAUUCCUGAGAUUCUGAAGGGGCGAGACUGUAUUGGUGGAAGUCGAACUGGUUCAGGAAAGACCAUGGCCUUUGCCGUUCCUAUCAUUCAGAAGUGGGCGCAGGAUCCAUUUGGUGUCUUUGCUUUGGUUUUGACCCCGACGAGAGAGUUGGCCCUUCAAAUCUUUGAGCAGUUCAAGGCUAUCUCCGCGCCGCAGAGUAUGAAGCCCAUCCUCAUUACCGGAGGCACAGAUAUGCGCCAGCAGGCAAUCGAGCUCGCAUCACGACCACACGUCGUCAUUGCGACCCCGGGUCGCUUAGCCGAUCACGUCAAGACGUCCGGUCAGGAUACGAUUGCCGGUCUUCGCCGUGUGAAGAUGGUCGUUCUCGAUGAAGCCGACCGACUUCUCGCAAGCGGACACGGCAGUAUGCUGCCAGAUGUCGAAACCUGCCUUUCAGCAGUUCCUCCCUCCUCCGAACGCCAAACCCUCUUGUUCACUGCGACUCUGACGGCCGAGGUGCGGGCACUAAAGUCGUUGCCGCGCACCGGUGACAAGCCGCCAAUCUUCGUGACCGAGAUCUCGACCGAAAACCAGGGUAGCAUCCCGCCAACUCUCAAGCAGACAUAUCUCAAGGUGCCCAUGACGCAUCGCGAAGCGUUCUUGCACGCUUUGCUUGCGACCGAAGAAAACAUCUCCAGGCCCGUUAUUAUUUUCUGCAACCAUACCAAGACUGCCGAUCUACUUGAGCGUAUGUUGCGUCGACUCGGUCACCGCGCUACUUCCCUACACAGUCUGCUCCCACAAUCCGAGCGAACGUCGAAUCUUGCCCGAUUCCGAGCCGCAGCUGCCCGGGUCCUCGUUGCCACUGAUGUUGCAUCUCGUGGUCUCGAUAUUCCCAUCGUUAGCCUGGUUGUUAAUUUCGACGUGCCGCGGAACCCGGAUGACUACGUGCACCGUGUUGGUCGUACUGCCCGUGCCGGCCGGAAUGGUGAAGCCGUCACCUUGGUCGGCCAGCGAGAUGUUGAGCUCGUCCUCGCCAUUGAGAAGCGUGUUGGACGGGAGAUGGUAGAGUGGGCUGAGGAAGGUGUUAAUAUUGAGAGUCGUGUGACGAGAACCACCAUUCUUAAGGAUGUUGGCGCUGCGAAGCGCGAGGCUGCUGGAGAAAUUGAAGAAGGCCGUGAUGUGCUGGGUCGCAAGCGGAAUAAGUUGAAGAAGGUCCGGUGA